Oryza sativa Japonica Group (Japanese rice) is the source of this 1344-nucleotide messenger RNA. Its product is annotated as DNA replication complex GINS protein PSF2. Lineage: Eukaryota; Viridiplantae; Streptophyta; Magnoliopsida; Poales; Poaceae. Gene Ontology annotation, cellular component: GINS complex; nucleus. Gene Ontology annotation, biological process: double-strand break repair via break-induced replication; DNA replication. The record is from RefSeq and is a predicted model, not a curated record.
AUCGGAAGCAGGCGGCAGCUAGGGUUGGAGUCGCCGCUGUUCCUCCCCUCGCCUCGCAGCCUCCGCCUCUCCUCGUCUUUCCGGCUCAAUCUGCGGAGAGGGUGGAGGCGCGCGCGGGCCACUGCCACCGUGAGGCAGCCGCACUCGGGCACCGGGACCUCGGGAACCCUAGCCGGCUGGCCCCGGUUUAUUGCCUGCCCCUUCUGGCUGCUAGCGGCCGGGCUGCUUGACGAUUUGUGGGUUUCCCUUUCCCAUUUGCUCAGUGAAUGCGCUGCGGAGUCGCUGUUUGUAGGAUUUGUAAAACACGAAGAUGAAUGGGGUUUACAGACACUAAAUCAUCAAAUAGAGGAAGCAAUUUAGUGCCACGGUGGUCAAGAUGGCUGGGCAGUCUGACCCUCAUCUUUCUAUCUUCUCACCCUCAGAGGUGGAGUUCGUGGCGGAGGAUGAGAUUGUCGAGAUCGUCCCUAACAUUCGCAUGGAGGCCCUCAACAUGAUAUGCGGGGAUUUUGGGCCCUUCUUCCCGCAAAUUGCAAGCAAAGUGCCUCUUUGGCUCGCGGUUGCACUCAAGAAGCGUGGCAAAUGUACCAUACGCACACCUGACUGGAUGACUGUUGACCGCUUGACGCAGGUAUUAGAUGCAGAAAGAGAGUCACCCAAAGAAUUUCAGCCAUUGCCGUUCCACUAUAUUGAAAUAUCUAAGCUUCUCUUUGAUCAUGCUCGUGAUGACAUCUCAGAUGCAUACCUGGUAAGAUCUUUGAUUGAGGACAUCCGAGAUGUCAGAUUCCAUAAGGUUGAGACUGGUCUGGAGACAAUAUCUGGCCGUACUCAUGCUGUAAAGCUAAAAAAUCUCUCUGCAAUGGAAGUGAAUAUCGUGCGUCCUUUCAUGGUGAGAACUUUACAAGCAUUCUAUAAGCAUGAUAGCCCACAGAUGAUUCAGCAGGCAGAUAACACAGGUAGCAGACCAACACCAGUUACAGACCGUGGUCCAAGAAGAGAUCUAAGGCGCAGGUAACAAGCAGGAUGUGUAUCUAUCCCUUGAAAAUUUUACUGUGUGUAGAUUGCAGUAAAUGAAGGUACUUGUGAUCUGUAUCUCACUAGCUAGAAGCCAACUGCGUUUCCCCAAUUUGUUGUGUGUGUACCAAAAUUUUAUAGGACUAAUAACAUUUGACAUGGUUUUGUUUUUGAAGAAGCGAAGAUAGUAAGAUACAUCAAUUAUCUGUCACAAAAGGGAGAUUCCUCAUGUAUUCUGGAUGGAUGUAACUUAUGUGAUGUAUUUUUACUAUUUCUGGCAUAACCUAAAUUUCCUGACUUUAUUCGAGUUAUGAUUUCAUUUUAUGCUUGCUA